This is a messenger RNA of Magnolia sinica, 1780 nucleotides long. RefSeq names its product rhodanese-like domain-containing protein 4, chloroplastic. The record is from RefSeq and is a predicted model, not a curated record. Bases 158 to 1456 code for a protein of 432 amino acids. The transcript has 8 exons. Lineage: Eukaryota; Viridiplantae; Streptophyta; Magnoliopsida; Magnoliales; Magnoliaceae.
ACCAAACAGCCCCUCCCAAUUUCGCAUAGCUAAGCUCUCUCUCUCUCUCUCUCUCUCUGCGAAAAUCUUCAAAUUCCAUGGAAAUUCAGUCCCCCAAGUCAAUCUCUUGAAAGCCCAAUUCCCAUUUCGUUCGAAAAAGAUCCAAGAAUCCCUCAAAAUGGAAGUUCUCAAUUUAGCAAGCCUUACACCAGUCUCAGUUCACAAACCCUCCACCUUCUCUGACAGAAGAACAGAACACAGAAAGCUUCUGUCACUCCCACCAUCUUCUCCACUCAAAUUCUCAAAACCUGCUACUUUAAGUAGCAGCUUAGCACUCCUCUCUUCUGUUUUGAGCAGAAGCGGAUCGGCUGGAGCUCUGACAUAUGAGGAAGCUCUAAAACAGUCUUUGAGCUCCUUCACACCUGGAGGUUCUGUUGAUUUUGAUUUGGGUGGUUUGAUCGACAGUUUUUUGAAGUUUGCAACCGACAAUCCGCCGAUCGUAAUUGGCAGCAUCGCUGUUUUGGCGGUUCCAUUGGUUUUAUCUCAGGUUCUGAAGAAACCAAAGUCGUAUGGAAUUGAGUCUGCGAGGAAUGCAUAUUCGAAGUUGUCGGAAGAUGGUGGUGCUCUGCUGCUUGAUAUAAGGUCGGCGAAGGACAUUCGAGGAGUAGGUAGCCCUGAUCUCCGGAGUUUGAAGAAGAAGGCGGUUUUGAUUGAGUACAGAGGUGAUGACAAGCCAGUGUUCUUGAAGAAGCUGUCUUUGAAAUUCAAGGAACCGGAGAAUACCACAAUGUUCAUUCUCGACAAGUUUGAUGGGAAUUCUGAACUCGUAGCCGAAUUGGUUACAAUCAAUGGUUUCAAAGCUACUUUUGCAAUAAAAGAUGGUGCAGAAGGGCCUCGAGGAUGGAUUAAUAGUGGGCUUCCCUGGCUGCAGCCGAAAAAAGCACCGAGUAUUGAUUUUGGGGAUUUAAAGGAUUUAAUUUCUGGCGCCCUUAUCUUUGGUGCUGAUGGUUUGUCUCUUACACUUGGGUUGGCAGCAGCUACCGGCUUAGGUUUAUUGGCAUUUACAGAGGUCGAAACAGUUCUCCAGGUCUUAGGUUCGGUUGCACUUGUUCAGUUUGCAACUAAGAAACUCCUAUUUGCGGAAGAUCGCAAGCAAACUGUGCAACAAGUUGACGAGUUCUUGACUACAAAGGUCGCUCCCGGGGAACUUCUUGAUGAGAUAAAGAUGAUUGGCAAGGCUCUUCUACCAGCGCCUUUGAAGCAAAAAGCUCUUCCACCAGCCCCUGCAGAGGCAAGCCCAAGUACAGAAGUUCCCGAGGUGAAACCUGAGGCAGCCACUAAACCUCCUCAAAUCAAUUCGAUGCCAAAAGAAGAAGUCAAAGCAGAUACAAUUUCUGGGUUGCAAAGACCACUUUCACCAUACCCAUAUUACCCGGAUUUCAAACCCCCAACAUCUCCGUCUCCUUCGCAGCCUUGAAGAACAACUCCACAUUGCACUACAUAUUGCAACAGGCAUUGGUCUGGCCAGGAAAAAUGUCGACAGACGUUCCACGAAUUACUUAAGCUUUUCAUGUUUGUAGGAAGUUGUUGUCCUUGGAAGGGAUUCUCGUAUAGAGAUAAGAUUAAGGUACCAUGAAUAAAUCCUAAUCAUGCUGUUUUGUAUAGCUGUCGAAUCUUUUUCUUUUUCUGAAUGUCAGUUGUCCACAUAAAGGUUGGAACUAGUAUAUCAGGCAUGGUGGAGUGUGUUUGUUUGUAAUUAGCUCUGUAUGGUCUAUAUAAAACAUUGGUUUUGUAUUCCUAA